Messenger RNA from Lodderomyces orthopsilosis Co 90-125, 903 nucleotides. It is a transcript of the gene SEC13, whose product is annotated as GTPase-activating protein. The record is from RefSeq and is a predicted model, not a curated record. Gene Ontology annotation, biological process: COPII-coated vesicle budding; protein import into nucleus; positive regulation of TOR signaling. Gene Ontology annotation, molecular function: structural molecule activity; protein binding. Gene Ontology annotation, cellular component: nuclear pore outer ring; COPII vesicle coat. Bases 1 to 903 code for a protein of 300 amino acids. Lineage: Eukaryota; Fungi; Ascomycota; Pichiomycetes; Serinales; Debaryomycetaceae. The transcript has a single exon.
AUGGUGACAAUUGGUAAUGCACAUGAGGAUUUGAUACAUGAUGCCGUAUUAGACUAUUAUGGUAAACGAUUGGCUACAUGUUCAUCCGAUAAAACGAUAAAACUAUUUGAGAUUGAGGGCACUGACAAUUAUAAAUUAAUCACCACUUUAGUUGGUCAUGAAGGUCCAAUUUGGCAAGUUGCAUGGGCUCACCCAAAGUUUGGCUCCAUAUUAGCCUCAUGUUCAUAUGAUGGUAAAGCAUUGAUUUGGAAAGAGCAACCAGAAACUCAGCAAUGGUCAAUUAUUGCUGAACACACUAUACAUCAAGCCAGUGUUAACUCAGUGAGCUGGGCUCCUCAUGAGCUAGGAGCUGUAUUGUUGUGCACAUCGUCCGAUGGUAAAGUAUCAGUGGUUGAUUUCAACGAUGAUGGAACUACAUCACAUGCUAUUUUCGAUGCACAUGCAAUCGGAGUUAAUUCAGCAUCAUGGGCACCAAUUACCACCUUGUCUUCAUCAAAAGAUGCCUCUAGUUUAAAACAACAACGCCGAUUUGUUACUUGUGGAUCGGAUAAUUUAACCAAAAUUUGGAAAUAUGAUCCUAGUACUAAUAACUACGCUGAAGAAGCUAAGUUGGAAGGACACACUGAUUGGGUGAGAGAUGUUGCUUGGUCGCCAUCAAAUACCAUCCGCCCAUACAUUGCUACAGCAUCACAAGAUCGUACAGUGUUGAUAUGGACGCAGGACAAGGAUGGUAAAUGGCAAAAGCAAUCUUUGACAGAGGAGAAAUUCCCCGAUGUUUGUUGGAGAUGUUCAUGGUCAUUAUCGGGAAACAUCUUGGCAGUCUCUGGUGGUGAUAAUAAGAUAACCUUAUGGAAAGAGAAUUUAAAGGGGAAAUGGGAACCGGCCGGAGAAGUGGAACAAUAA